AUGCCCGUCCUACGCUAUCAGCAGGACUUGAACUACAUUCCGCCGCCCGACAUUCCCACCACCAGGAACAGAAAAAGAAAGUUAAGAGGAUCCAUCCCCUGGCUCGAUACUGGCAACCAAGAGGUCCCCGGAGGAAAGUAUUACGCCUCAGACGAGGCAAUUGUGAACGCUGCGCUUCUACUCUUUUUACAAGCUGUUACAGGCCUGUCCGGCAAUCAUGAUGUGAAGUGGACCAUUGAAUGCGUCUCGUUUCAACUUGAUUUUACUAACGCUCGAUUUACAACAAUCACCGACGGCGCCAUGGUGACCAAGAAUAGUGGUAAAACCCGGGGUCUCUGCGAAGUAAAGAGAAAACAGCUCGGUCAUACAGACCAAAGCGCGGCAACGGUUUCUAUGCAGGAGACGGCAGAGUUAGUCGGGCUGAUCAAGAAAAACGGUUCCACGGUAUUCCUGAAUGGCCAACACCUCCUAACUUCGCAGUACGCGAACGAGAUCUAUCUCCUGUUCGCAAAGGCGCAGGUGUCAUACCACGAAUACCUCAACACGGGAGCAAUUGGUAAUGAUGACUUCUUAGUCAUCCAGAGAUGUGGCCCCUGGCGGGUGAGCGAUCCUGCCUGUAUGGAGCAAUUGGUUGUCAUCAUUUUAGCCAUUGUUUUGCUGGCGGACAAGGCUCGAUUCGUUAGUUGA
Messenger RNA from Aspergillus piperis CBS 112811, 687 nucleotides. RefSeq lists its product as uncharacterized. The record is from RefSeq and is a predicted model, not a curated record. The transcript has 3 exons. NCBI's taxonomy places the organism in Eukaryota, Fungi, Ascomycota, Eurotiomycetes, Eurotiales, Aspergillaceae. Bases 1 to 687 code for a protein of 228 amino acids.